Cynoglossus semilaevis (tongue sole) is the source of this 340-nucleotide messenger RNA. Its product is annotated as carnitine O-acetyltransferase-like. Gene Ontology annotation, molecular function: carnitine O-acetyltransferase activity. Gene Ontology annotation, cellular component: peroxisome. Gene Ontology annotation, biological process: carnitine metabolic process, CoA-linked. The coding region runs from base 20 to 292 and encodes 90 amino acids. NCBI's taxonomy places the organism in Eukaryota, Metazoa, Chordata, Actinopteri, Pleuronectiformes, Cynoglossidae. The transcript has 2 exons. The record is from RefSeq and is a predicted model, not a curated record.
UUAACAUAUUUUUAAAUAAAUGUUAACAAACUAUGAGGUGAUACACAAAUGUGUUUGUUCCUGUGUUCCACAGAACACUGAGAAGCUGGAGCUGAUGGAGAAGGCUGUUCAUGCUCACAGGUCCUACACCAACAUGGCCAUUAAUGGUCAGGCCAUAGACCGACACCUCCUGGGUCUGAGGAUGCAGGCCGUGGAGGAAAAACUGACUGUGCCUGAAAUCUUCAAAGACGCAGCCUAUGCUAAGGCUCUGCACUACCAGCUGUCAACUAGUCAGGUUCGAGUAAAGCUAUAAAGCUGCAGCACAGAUUCAACCUUGUGUUUAGACAAAGAUGGAGUGUUG